Messenger RNA from Knipowitschia caucasica, 522 nucleotides. Lineage: Eukaryota; Metazoa; Chordata; Actinopteri; Gobiiformes; Gobiidae. The record is from the annotation of a GenBank genome assembly.
AUGUCCUCGAGUCGGAAGCAUCACAUAAAGAGUCUGAUGCUGUCCAUUGCCAAAGGGCUUCUGGAGGAAGAAGAGAGAGAGCGCGAGGUGCAGAGGGAGCAGUACAUGCAGGAAAACUGCCCUGACCCGUCAUUCCCCCGUAACAUGCAGGAGUUACAAGAAUUGUGCAGAGAAAUCCACCGCAAAAUUGAUGUGAUUGAUGAGGAGAGAUACGACUUGGAAAAUAAAGUUAACAAGUCAAACAAAGAGAUUGAUGACCUGAAGAUCAAAGUUCAGGAUCUGAUGGGCAAAUUUAAGAAGCCAGUUUUGAGGAAAGUACGUAUGUCCGCUGACGCCAUGCUCAAAGCUCUGCUGGGCUCCAAACACACGGUCAACAUGGAGCUGAGGGCCAACCUCAAACAGGUCAAGAAGGAGGUCAAAGAUGAGGAUAAAGAUCUGCGGGACGUUGGUGACUGGCGUAAAAACAUUGAAGACAAGUCUGGCAUGGAUGGAAGGAAGAAGAUGUUUGAGACCGAGGCUUAG